Anastrepha ludens (Mexican fruit fly) is the source of this 1812-nucleotide messenger RNA. RefSeq lists its product as uncharacterized. NCBI's taxonomy places the organism in Eukaryota, Metazoa, Arthropoda, Insecta, Diptera, Tephritidae. The record is from RefSeq and is a predicted model, not a curated record. Bases 89 to 1096 code for a protein of 335 amino acids. The transcript has a single exon.
UAAAGUCGAUGACUUGUUAUCGAGGAGUGUAUAAUCGUUGUAUGCUUUGUAUACAUAAUUGUUUAAUAAUAAUUUUUUUUUGUGAAAGAUGGAUUUUAUAGAUGAUUUUAUUGAAGAAUAUAAAAAUAAUCCAUGUCUUUGGAAGGCCGACUGUGCAAAUUUCAAAAAUCGCGCGAAACGUCAGGAGGCCUACUUGAAAUUAAUAGAAGUAGCAGCAAAACAUGGCGAACACUACAAUAUUGAAAGGACCAAGCAAAAAAUUAAUAAUCUGAGAUGCGCGUUCCGGCAACAGCUAAAGAAGAUUAUUGAAUCUAAGAAUAAAGGAGAAAAAGAAGAGCCGUAUUGUCCCAAGCGCAGAUAUUUUGAGUCCCUGAUGUUUUUAAAAGAUGAAGAGAACCUGGAAAGGAAAACGAAGCGUUGUGGCGUAAAUGGUCCAUCAAGUACGGAAGAUAUCGAAACAAGUGUGUUGGAACAAGCAUUCAACGCAGAAGCGAUCAUUGAACCGCCAUUAGUUAAAGGCAAACUUCCCCACAAUGUAUCAACAGAUAGUAUGGGUGAAAUAGAGCCAUCUUCAAAGUCGCUUUCGCAAAAUGAUUUAUUAGAAGAGCAAACAAUAGAAGAAAGUUAUACGGAGUUCAGCGACGAAGUUCACAACAAAAUAAAUGACCUGAUACCUUUCGAAAGAAAUAUAAAAGAGUCAAAAGCCUAUGAAAGUGAAAAGGAAACCACUUUCUUAGCGGAAUCUGAUAACUCCCGAAAGAGGUCUUCAUCUACAUCCUCCUUACUAUCAAAGGAAGCUGAACCUGCUCACAAAAGAGUUUUCAAAGUGGAAACUCCUACGAUAGAUUUGGAGAAACUUUUGUCUUUGACAUGUAAAAGCCAUAAUAACACAAUGGAAGAUCAUUAUACAAGUUUCGGAAAAAUUAUUGCACACAAGCUUCGGACGAUGGAUACUUCUCAAGCUAUUUAUGCUGAAAAAAUUAUCACAGAUGUUUUGUUCCACGGUCAGAUGAAAAUGUUAUCUGUAUCGAGUAUAAACCAGUUUUUAAAUGUUAAUUACUCGGAUAUGUGCGAACCAGUUCGCUGCAAUAAAUAAUUUUUUAAGUAUAAGCAAAUGACUCUCAUUAAUCAGAUUGAAUUCGGUACCAAAUUUUUAUUAAUACCCUCUAUAAUGAAUGCACGAUACGAUUCCGUCUUCUCAAGUUGUGUUAUAAAGUUAUAUUUAUUUUCAAACUAUUCUUAAAGUUUAACAUCAAUUGUUUACCGCUGAAAUUAUGUUGAUAAAACUUGUUUAACCAAAAAGGACGAAACAUUGAUACUUUGUUAUAAAUAUCUAGUUCAUGCUCUUACGAAAUUUAAUUUAUCUUAUACCAGUCCAAAGUAUCAGGCUUCGUUGCAGAUGCAUUCAACAUGCUGUGCACAUCGCUGAACAUUUCAUUGCAGAUGUUAUCCUCAAGCUGAAAUUAAUUUUUAUUCAAGUUGUAUAAAGUUUAAACGUGCAAUGGUAAGAUAAAAAUGUACCUGCAAUGAAGAUACCAGAUUAUCCGGGCAAUCUAUGCCACUUAAGGCAUUAAGGCUUCCUGAUUCUAAAAACAGAUAAAUAAUAAUUAACAUUUUGAAAAAUCUAUUGAACUAGUAUUUUGUUCUGGAGUAGAGUUUCUAGAAUUAAGUCAGAUUUGGAUAAUAUAUUUAAACAAAAUCUAAAAUAUACCAACUUCCCCAACAAAAGGUCAGUUUUUCAAUGCACAUUGUUGUUGUUGUUGUUGUUGUAGCAGUAUCAAUGCACAUUAAAAAUUAUCAGUUAAAACCAAA